This is a messenger RNA of Prinia subflava (tawny-flanked prinia), 7100 nucleotides long. It is a transcript of the gene IL17D, whose product is annotated as interleukin 17D. The coding region runs from base 959 to 1819 and encodes 286 amino acids. NCBI's taxonomy places the organism in Eukaryota, Metazoa, Chordata, Aves, Passeriformes, Cisticolidae. Gene Ontology annotation, biological process: inflammatory response. Gene Ontology annotation, molecular function: cytokine activity. The transcript has 3 exons. Gene Ontology annotation, cellular component: extracellular region. The record is from RefSeq and is a predicted model, not a curated record.
AACUAAUGUACAGAAUUAGAAUAUUGCCUAGAUAAGACACAAAGCCUUAAAUUCAAUAGCAAUUUAAUGCCUGUGCCAUUGUUUUCUUUUCAUCUGCUCUGAUUUUUUGAGAACCUCUCCCAGAAAUGUCGAUGCAUAUAAUGGAAAUACAUAAAACUCAUGUUUUGGAAAGCCAAGUGUGACAUCCUCAUCCUACUCAGAAAUCUGAAAAUUCUCAAGAUGCUGGUUUGUCUUAGAAAGAGUAAUAUAAAAAGACCUGUGGUUAUAGAUAUUUACAGUGUUGCCACCCAUACCAGUCAAAGGUGGUGAAGUAACACAAGGCCAGGGGCAUGGUCAGGGGUUAGGCUGGACUGGGCUAAAUGGACACACACCUUGUGCCAGUCUUUCACCUGAGGAUAUGACUGCAAAGGAGAGGCUGAAAUUCUAUGUCAAACUGUCCUCAGAAUUGAAAUCUGAUUCAAAUCCCACACAGCUGAAGGUCAAGAUCCUGCUAAUAAGUGAUACUGACCUGUGAUGCAUAUGGCACCAAAAUCACAAAAAACCAUAGUUAGACUUCACUGUAUGAUUUUUCAAAAACCACAAAAUCAAGUCACUUCAUUACAUUAUGAAUGCCAGACCACUCUGCUUCAACUCCAGCCUGUUUGGUGAAGUAGAUGUGUUGUAUUUCUGUGGUACCAAGUUGGGGCUUCUCAGUCCUUGUAUAAUUUAUGAUGCCAUUUUCCCUUAUUCCUAACCAGUAUUUUCAGAUUUGACUAUCCUUAUCCUAAAUGCCUUAACAGACAUGCAGGACUUAAUCAGAGCACAUGAAAUAUUUGAUUCAAGUGAUGAAUUCUGAAGUCUUUUUUUAAUGCACACCACAUCUUUUAUGAACCAGAGUACUAUUUCUAUGCUUAUUUUUGUGGGUCGUGCCAGAGACCAUGAAUAAAUUGCAUCAGGUGUUUUUAAAAGUACAGAAUAGAUGGAGAAGCCAUUAGAGGUGAGACUCACCUCAACCUCCUUUAGGUAUGCAAAUCUCUCUCCUUCCGCAGCGGCUUCUCUUGCGGUCAGCAGUGACCCUGCCGUGGGUGUUUGUCCCAGGCCGCCUCUCCAGGGGCAGCGGGAGGAUCGGGCCUCAGGUGGCCAGCGCGAGUCCCGCUGGACAUCAACCACCUCGGUGCCUGCUGGAGGAACGACACAGCCGGGAUGGAGACACGUGCCAAGGGUGCGGGCGGCGCUGCUGGCGCUGCUGUGCGCGGCGCUGCUCCCGCUCCGCACCGAGGCCGCCAGGGCGCCCAAGCAGCGGCCGGCGCGGACCCGGAGCUGCGGCGAGCGGCCCGAGGAGCUGCUGGAGCAGCUGUACGGGCGGCUGGCGGCGGGCAUGCUCAGCGCCUUCCACCACACCCUGCAGCCCGAGCCGCCGGGCCGCCAGCACAACGCCAGCUGCCCCGCCGGGGCACGGCCGCCCGCAGACAAGAGGGUCCGGCUCCCCGUCAACCUGCGCAGCGCAUCGCCCUGGGCAUACAGAAUUUCCUAUGAUCCCACGAGGUACCCCAAGUACAUUCCCGAAGCCUACUGCCUGUGCAAAGGCUGCCUGAUGGGGAUCUUUGGUGAGGAGAGCCCGCACUUCCGCAGCACGCCGGUGUUCAUGCCCACGGUCAUCCUGCGCCGCACGCCCGCCUGCGCCGGCGGCCGCUACGUCUACACCGAGGACUACAUCACCAUCCCCGUGGGCUGCACCUGUGUCCCUGAGCAGGAAAAGGAGGCGGAGAGCGCCAACUCCAGCAUAGAUAAGCAAGAAGUGAAGUUGCUGGUGGGCCAGAACAAGCCCUCAUCGGAAUGAAGAAUGUAUUGAAAGUCAUGUGUUAGUACUGGCCUCACAUCAUCACCUCAGGAAACUGCACUGCAGCAGCAAACACACUCACCCUCUUUUUUCUGCUUCCAGUUACUCCAGAUACAAGACGGAAAGUCCAGUCACUCAGAUCAUCAGAGAUGGCAAUUCAUUCUACUUCUUUAGCUCAUGUAAACUUGUUUAGUUCAAUAUUGCAAACUCCAAAGUAGCCUUUGUUUCUCCUUAGAGCAGAACAUUUUAUCUUUGCUUAUCCACAGUAAAUAUUAGAAGAUAAUGCAACUGUAAGACAUGGUAGCUAUUACUAUAGCAAGCUACUGGUUGUAGAUAUUUUUAAGGAAUCUCUCAUAUUCUACUUUUAAGUGCCCUUAUAUAAAAAAUCACAUAGCUGCCAUACACGGGACAAAGGAUAAUUUCCCAGGCUGGGAGAGCCUCCCUUUAUACUGUCUAAACUCCAAGCUUUGCUGCUGAGCUGUUACCUCUUUGGCUAAUUUAUACACUACAGUAAGGAAGCCUUUGCUGGGUUGGAGUAAUUAAUGAAGUAAUAUUCUAUGCUCUUGCUAUUUUUAAACUUGCCAAAUUGCUAAGGUACAAAGGUGUUGAGAAAAAACAUGCUAGAAUAUUGUAAAAUGCAGCAGAAUAAGUCUAAUUACACAGAAAAUAUCAAUUAGAGAAAACACAGUUUAGGUCCCAAGAAUUCUGUAUUCAAUUUCAUCCACCACUGACUGUUUAACUUCUUUGUGAUAAAACUGUGUUCCAUGCAGCUGAAAUGCCAAAACCUUUCUUGUUUUAGUAGCAGAGAUUCCCCAUUAAAAAGUAAGUACCAAAGACUGGCUUCUCCUCAGGUGUGCUGCAGGUGAAUAAGCAGGCUAGGUCUUAACUUCAGAUCUUUCAUUGAGUUGAGUCCCAGCCAACUCAAACUUGUUAAAUCCAACUGAUUUUUACAAUUAGCCUUCCAUCUGUGCAGCCUACAGCUGAUGGAACUUGAUGCAGGCCCUCACCAGAAACCCCGCACACACAAAAACUUCCAUUUCCAGAACCAGAGACCAAAGUUGACUCAGCUACUGAAUGAGAAUCAGGAACGACCAGGCAUGCCUUGCACAAACAUCAUUCCUCAGAGAGCCACACUCGCCAAAUCGGAUAAACCUCUGCAUGCACAGCAGAGAAUCUUUUCCAGCAGAAGGAUCGUGACUGCAAUAUCUUUAGAGAAUAAACUUCAUAUGCAGCAAGGUAUCUGCUACAUCAUGAAUCUCGAAAUUGGCCUUAAUUCAUAGCAGGGAAAGCCUCUACACUACAUAAACACACUCUUCUUUGGAGUGUUGUUGGAUGAAGGAUGGAAAGACUACGAGCUAAUCACAAUUAUGACAAUUCCAUGUCUUGAUGCAUAAUUAUUGACUGUGCUCUCUCUGACUCAGUCUAGCAUAACAGUAUUUUUACAGUGCAAUCUAUGAAACUUCUUACGAAGCCUAAAAUAACUUUAAGAACUCCAGAAAUGAAUAAAGAUUCCCAUCACAAUGUCAGAUUGAAGUUUGUAGCCGUGUUUUUUGUGCAGAUGCUUUUCCUCAGUUCUCCUUGUCUUUAGAUCUGUGUGUCCUCGGAUUGUGAUACUUCUAUCUCUAGGGGUAAGGGGAUCCUCAAAGGUGAGUUCAAAGAUGGUCAUAAAAUGUUUAUACUACUCAGAGAACAGCUAAUUGCCUGGUUGCUGCCAGCAAUUAUAGGUACUUACCUUUCCCCAGAGAAUGUAAAUACUUGCAGCAGUUACAACCUCUUUUCCUUCCUCCUCAAGUGGAGGAACUUCUCACCCUCUGAGCAGAGAGAAAUGGUAAUCACAGGGGAUCAAAAGGGAAGCUGACCCACGAAACGGGAGAAACUCUGUCCUAGGUGAUGUUUCAGUAGCCUGAUGCCUUCCAGUUUUUACCAUGACAUUGUGAGGUUUUUCUCCACGUGUACACUUAAGGCAAUGUGAUGUUGAACCUUCAGACUCCACGGCACAGAAAACAGUCUUCACUCUAACAGGCAAUAAAAUGACCCCAAACACCAACAGCAAAAUGUCCAACCACACAGCAUUUAACAUUUAAUAAAUACCCAGAGGGGCUACCAGCUAAGUCUGUUCAAACACUGCACUCCAGCAGAACUCAUUGUCUGCCCACAUACUUUUGUUAUACAAAUUUGUCUGCAACAAAUUAGUUAUUAGAGCACCUGGAUAUAUUUGCAUGAUGUGGAGAAAAAAAAUCUCUGUUUUUGUUGCAACUCUCUUGUCCUCCAGACAUAAAUUAUGGAGUCAUUUUGAAGUUUUUCAAGUAACUAGAGCAUGUUCAGGGAAUUCCUGGGAAGUGCAACCUAAAUCAGGUAAAUGGAACAUAAUCAGUUUCUCCAAUCCAGGACAGUAGAUGCUUUAGCUUAUAGACAGCUUCAGAAACUGGAUAACUGAAAGUACUUGAGAACUGCAGAACCUCCAUGGACCUCCUUCUCUCACACUGCAACAAGUGCAGAAAGCUUCCCAUGGUUCAGGCAUCUUUAUGUUACUUCGUUCAGAAGCCCAUUUUCCAUUCUUAGUCCUCCUUUUUCUCUGUGACAGACUUUUUAGCUGAGCCAAUUUGCUUCCUGAUCCAGCUUUCCAGUUAGGUGUCUCUUGAAAGCUGUUUAUGUUUUAGCACGAGCAACUGUUUGAUAUUUUGUUAGUGAACAACUGUUUGUUAAUACUUAACAUCAAGAGCUAUUAGCUACACAAACACUUGCUGGCCUUCAAAAUAUCCUUCCACAUAUCCUUUCUCUCCACAUUACUCAUGUGGGAAAGGUUGAGUGUUAAAUGUAGUUUGCAUUUGUUUAGAAUUGUUUUUUUUUAAACGAGGUCAUCACAUCAUGGAUUUAUAUCAGUUUCACUUCAAAUGUGGUGUGACAUUUUCCAGCUUCCAGCCCUCUGGUUACAGCUGCUGCAGCCUUGCCUAUAAUUUGCAUGGAGAAGGGCGUUCAUUGGAGUUGCUUCAAGGCUUCACAAACUGUUGACAGAAGGCAGACAUGAAAUGCCUCACUGAACCAACUCCAGGCCCAACAAAUGCAAACAAUUCAAAGCUAGAACUAUCUGGCAGCUGCAGCUGAUUUGAGAAAAUCUUUUGUUGUGCCAGGAAAAUCUUUUCCUUCAACAAGGUUGUCCCUGGAAUACAUUAGGAGCCACAAAACACAGAACAAUAUCCUCGGUAAAGAGAUUAUUUUCUUGUCUGUAGUAUCGCUUAAAGUACUUUGGAAAAUUCCUAUCAUUCAGGAAGGCUGAGGGAAGCCUGAGAUGCUAGUUUGGAUUGCUUGCCAGUCAUCACCUCAAGGUGUCUGUCUGAACAGGUGAAGAUCUACAGCUACAGCACGGGGGGAACAUAAACAGGAAAGCAGCAGGAGGAAAAGGGAAAUAGGCUGUGACGUGCUCAGAAAGUAUAAACACCCAUUAAUCUUGCUGGGACUGGGGAACAGACACAACUGCCUGGACUAGGGUUGUUAAAGAGGCUGUAGCACAGAUGACUGUGCAGUCAUAAAUGCCCCUGGAAGAGCAGCGUGGUGCUGACACUUCACCACAGUCUGUUCCAACAGAAAGUCCAUCCAUGCAACACCCCUGGUAAAGUCAGUCACUACUUGACACUGAUAUUUGUAUUCACAAUCCUGUUACGGAAGGAAAGAGGGCUUUGCUGUCACAUACUGUUUCUUAAACUUACCACACUGGCACAAACCAAAAAUCCUCUAUGGAUUUUUGUGACUUGUACCCUUCUCAGAAACAGCUACUUCCUUGGAAUAAAGUAUGACAAAAAUAGUUUACCUCCCAUCACUGAUGAAGGCUGUAAAUGCCACUAGUCAAGCUCUGCUUGGGCAGCUGCCUACACUUCCCAGGCUUUUAAGAGGGAAGCUGGUGGACAACAGGCUGCUGUGCUGAGUGCUGCAUCUGCACAGAUUUUCAUAAACCCUCAGUUCCAUAACUAUGCAUCUUCACAGUGCCCCUUCUCAAAGUGGUCUGACCUACAUGUGAGAAGCAGUAGUGAUUUUCUUGGAAGUGAAAUUCUUGGUACAACUGAAUGGUGCAUUUUUAUCUUUUUAAGAAAUAUCUCUGAUGAAGUUAGCAAAGUUGACUUUUAGCUCUGCUAUGGAGAGCUCAAUAAUACACAUUUACUAAAAUGAAGUGAGCAAAGCAGCAAAAUAGGUGAGACUUCUAUUUGAACAGCACAUUCUAAUUUGGGUGAGUGACAGGGGAACAGUACCAUCCCUCUGGAUGGGACAUUCAUACCUGUCCCACUUGAAGCCUCUAUGGAGUUAACAACAAAGUUUCAGGAGUUAUUUCAUUUUCUCCAUCUGCUUGGUGUGCUAGACGCUGAGGCAAUAAACCAGUUUAAAGCACAGAUUAGUGCCAACAGCUAUGCAGUUACCAUUCUGGUUUGCUUUAUUUUCAAAUCGGCCACAUAAAAGUGAUGAUGUAGCCUCCCAGAAACCAACGAAACCCAGCUGUAUUUCACCUGUGGACAGGAAUUUUCAGGAGAGUUCUGGCUCAGCAGUAAGAAUGGCAUCUGCUUUGAAAGGCAAGACUGCAUGGGCUGUGGGCUCGCAGGCAAGGAGGCCAGUGCCGGCUCUCCCGGCGAGCGCUUCCCCUGCUGCACUUCCCUCGCUUAAACACCGCCUGUGACCAGCCUGACAGAAACCAAGGCAUGUGAAAGAGGAAGAAAACUGUUCCACGGAACCCAGGAACACCACGUGCAGGGAGGAAGCAGCAGGUACAAAAUGUGAGGAGGGAAAAGCCCUAGGCAGCAAACAGAUCUCUUGGAAAAUGAGGAGGAGCGCUACAGUGGCUUGGCUGGGUAUUUAUGAAGCACUGUUGUGUCCAGCUCAGACAGCACCAUUCUCUGAGCACCUCUCUGAGAGAGGAUUAUAAUCCAUCUAUAUUAUUGCUGCUCAGCUGUUUACUCCACCAGAUGGGAAAAUCUGUAUCCAAACAGCAGAAACAUGAGUAUUAUCACUGCCUUAUAAAAAGUCUGACUCAUAAGCUUAAUUAGGUUUAUUCCCACCACAAAGCAAAUUUAGUACUUGAUUUUGUGUGAUUCAUUUUGUAGAUGCAGCAUUUCUGUUAACCUUUACACAGUAGGACAUACAAAGACAAGUGCUCCUAUUUUGUACAGUGAUUUUCGAGAUUAUAAAAGUGUUGAGUGCUUUGAAAUUUAUGAACUAACUUCCACCCAAAAAUACUUCAGUAGUGUAGUCAAAAGGUUAGUCAAAAGUGGCUUGAAAAUUCCCAGUUAUCAAAAAU